Molecule: messenger RNA, 4371 nt
Organism: Xenopus tropicalis (tropical clawed frog)
Lineage: Eukaryota; Metazoa; Chordata; Amphibia; Anura; Pipidae
Gene: asb4
Product: ankyrin repeat and SOCS box containing 4
Exons: 6
Coding region: 1258-2541 (427 amino acids)
Biological process (GO): intracellular signal transduction; protein ubiquitination
Source: RefSeq, a predicted model, not a curated record
AAUUUAUUCCAGGCAAUGAUGAUGGUGUAAGACCCCCAUAACGGUCUUUGCUGGGGGUGGCCAGAAGUAGACUCAUAGCAACUCCAGAAAACCACAAGCUCCCAAAAUUAUUUUCCAUUCUACAUGAUCUUCAAAGUGUUGGAGAAAGUCCUAUCAUAGAGAACACUGAAAUCUUGCCAUUUGAUUUUUUGAGGAGACCCCUGGUACCUUCUGCUGAGGAGAUUGUUAGUGGACAAUGCAGUGAGACUCCCAAACAAACAGAACUUGUUUAGUAAGAGCUUCUUCCAGCAUCUCAGCAGCUAAACUUCGAAGCAGGGAGGAUCAUUUCUGCAGAAUGAGAAAAGUAGGUUGUUUGGAAGCAGUCAUUGGUACCUUAUCUAGGUCCUGGAAGAACAGCACCAUCUCCAGAUAUGAUAGUCUGGGACACCUGCUCUUGGGCUAAUGAGGAGGGCCUGAAUGUCCACUGAUUUCUCAAUUUUGAAUUUCCUGCAAAGUACUUUAGACAUGGGCCUUAGUGCAAGUAGAUAUUGCCACUAUUUGCAGCAUUGGGUAGGCCACUCACUAAUCAUCCCAUGGUAGCACAAUUUUUGAAGGCUGUCAAAAGACUUAAAUGACCAGUGAAGUUCUAGUACCUACAUGGGAGUUAUCCAUUGGUUGCAAUUGCUUCAGGAGGGACUUUAAGCCUUGUUAGCUAAUCCCCUGCACACAGUCUUCAGCUCUCAAGGGGUCACUCUCAGGCCCAUUUUUAUUUUCUUUUUUUAUUUCAAUAAACCGAUUCUUCUUCCAGCUGGUGAUCUAGAGGAGUUGAGUCAGAAGGACAGCAUACUUAGUAGAUGGAUGUGAAGAGGUGUUUAGGGGUAUAACCUAGAUGCAACCAGCCCCAUUUGAAAGAUGGAGAUACUCUUUAUCAUUCCUCCGGGUGUCAAGAAGGGACAGGCAACUUAAGCUGGCAUGAUAUAUAGAUGGAUCAUAACUGUAAUUAAAGAAUCUUGCUUAAAGGUGUAUGGCAUGGAAGUGGGAGUGUCCACAGGAGCUAUUUUCAGACCAGCUACCUGGAUUGACUUAUCUGAUAAUGCAGUUAAAUCUAAAAUUAGUUCCUCCAAGUCUGAGAAUGCCUAAGUAUAAAUAGACACGAUCUCCAACACUUGGUGAUAGUAUUACCCAUUCGCUCCCUUGGAAGUGUCCACUGCAGAUCCAGGAGGCCAGCUGGCAUGUAACUGUAAGAACAUGUUCUUGCUCCUCUCAAAGGCAUAAAACAUGGACAAGGACAAGGAAACAAGAUGCACCCGCUCUGCUUCUAACCAGCUUCUUAAGGACAGAUUUCUCUGCGCUCUGCAGUCCAACGACUUUGUCACCGUGGAGGAUCUGUUAAAUGGUGGGAAAAUUGACGUAGAUACCGUGUUUGAAGUAGAAGAUGAGAAUUUAGUCCUGGCUGCCUAUAAACCAGGUUACUGGCUUCCAAGUUACAAAUUAACAUCAUCAUGGGCAACUGGGCUGCAUAUUACAGUUAUGCUGGGACAUGUGGAGAGUCUCUUGGUGCUGCUUCAGCACCGUGCCUCUGUCAACAGCCGACCCAAUGGAAAGAGCCCCCUGCAUGUAGCCUGUGAAAUUGCAAAUUUGGAUUGUGUGAAGGUCCUUAUUAGUCAUGGAGCUAAACUCAACUCUUUUUCAGUUAGUGGACUGGCACCAUUGCACUAUUGCACAACCAAAGAAUCCAUCAAAUGUGCCAAAGAACUGGUAUGGAAUGGGGCAGACAUAAACCUACAAGGCAAUGGUGAAACUGAAGAAACCCCCCUGCACACUGCUUGCCGCAUUGGGAUACCAGAGCUCGUGGCCUUCUAUGUUAAUCAUGGAGCUGUUGUUGACAGUGUCAAUGCCUAUUUGGAAACUCCUCUAGCGACUGCUGCCUACUGGGCCCUCAAUAUCAAGGAACAGAAGUAUAGCCCCAAGCACCACCUCAUCUGCAGGAUGCUUCUUGAUUACAAUGCUAAUGUCCACUCAAGGGAUGAGGAUUUUAAGUCACCUCUCCACAAGGCAGCCUGGAACUGUGACCAUGUGCUUAUACAUAUGAUGCUAGAAGCAGGAGCUGAGGCCAACUGCAUGGAUGUCAAUGGAUGUGCUCCUCAGCAAUAUGUGCUUAAAGUAACAUCAGUACGAGCAGCUGCCUGUCCAGAAAUCUGCUACCAGUUACUACUGAAUCAUGGAGCAGCCCGGAUAUAUCCACCUCAGUUUCACAAGGUGCUGCAAGAGUGCCAUUCAUAUCCAAGUGCAGUGGAAGUGAUGGCUAAUGCUUAUGAACAUAUUAAGGCAACAACCAAAUGGAGAAAGGCAAUCCCAGAUUCUGUGCUUCAGAUACACUGGGACUUCUAUCAAUCUCUGUUUGAGGUUUGCAGUAAUACUCCUAGAUCUUUAAUGCAUUUGGCUAGGUGUGCAAUCCGUACAGCGUUAUGGAACAAAUGUCACAAAGCCAUUCCCCAGCUUCCAUUACCGACUAUGUUAAAGAAGUACAUUCUGCUGGAGCCACAAGGAAAGCUCUACUGAGCUUGCAGGAUCGACAAAACUCUAAGAGGACUGUUUCUAUGGGAGUGACCCUACCAUUUCCAAAAACAGAACUGUCUUCCUUUUUGUCAUAUCAUCCGAAGAUGAAGCUUUGAUAAUCAGGGGCUAUGCAUUUGCUAAGUUAGUCCAUUAAUGGUUAGCAAGAAAACAUAUGCACCAGAGAGGCAUAAACAAUGACUUCUACACUUAAGCAGUUAUGAGGCAUCUUAUUGGACAGUAGCUUACUGGACAGCAUAGAUGGGUAGAUAUCUACCGGACAGCUUUCUAUUGAUGCAGCCCUCUACUAAAGGGUCUGCAUUGGCCCCUGUUAUGAUCCGAUCUUUGGCCUGGGAGCCAACCAAUCAGAUGAGGCUGAUUUAGCCUACUACUUGAACAAUGUUAGUAGCAUGCAGUGGUAAGAAUAAUUGUGGCAUGCACCCAACAUGUAGCAAAUACUUUUUGGUAGUUUUUACAGUCCCCCGAAGUGCACACCUCUGCACACAAAGCCGCUGUGAAAAUGGACAGAUGGGAAGUACGGGUACAUUUGUUGUUUUCGUGACAACAUGCAGCACUUUAGUCACUUUAUGGUCAACGAGGUAACCUACACAUACCAUUAGCUGAUCUGCUUUGUAAUACUUUUUAGUAAACAAUGCAGGCCAUAUUAUCACUGUGUCUUUUAUGCUUUGCAUAGAUUUUCUUUCUCCCCAGAGCAGGAAAACUAGGGAGCAGGUACAUGAUGAUUCUCCUCACUAAGUUAGUCAUUUCUUCCCCCAUAGGGCCAGAGUUUUAGAGGAGUGGGCUAAAGGUAAUGCAGGACUGGGGUUGCCAACUUGAGCAAACCAGGAAAGAUCCUGGACAGCCAGCCAGCCUGUUGUGGAACAUUAUAUUCUAGUCCCCUCAAUUAACCUUGCACUGUCUCUAUUAGAAGUCAUUAAACUUGACUCUAUGGUUGAAGGAGGAAUUUAGGGCAUCUAAAGCGAUCAAGAAAAGUUUCUGCACUCUCUAACGUGUAGUUAAACUGUAGUCAUUGUUGGGUUACAUAAACCUCCACAUCCCAAUCCACUCUGAAUGCAACAGAACAGAGGCAAGCAUGUCCAUUUCAAGCAGGGGAUUACACCCCUUCCAUUACAAUCUUUAUUGUGAGAUACCAAAGUGCCACCAGUGCAUGGCAUGCACAAAGUGCAGGAAGGUUGAGGUUGCCAACUUAGGAAAACCAGGGAGAUCAUGGACAGACAGCCUGCAGCCUUGCUUUUGUGGAACUUAAUUUCCUAGACCUUCCAUUAGCCUAAAGCUGGCUUUCGUACGAUAUUAUGGGUGCGUGUAUGGCAAGUCGGUGAGUCGACCGGUAUCGCAGGAGGCUGCUGAUAUCGGUCGACUCGCCGAUCGACCAGGUCAGAAAAUUUUGAUCGGGCGCCAUAGAAGGCGCCUGAGCAAAAUCUGCCGUCAGGGCUGAAUCGGCAGAAGGAGGUAGAAAUCCUAUUGUUUCUACCUCCUUAUCUGCUGUUUCAGCCCUGACGGUGUGUGGCGGAUCUGACGAUGUUUCGUGCGACCGAUGGUCGCACAAAACAUCGCCACAUCGCCACGUGUGUGGCCACCUUUACACUGUCAGAAGCCAUUUAACCUGCAUCUACGUUGAGGGAAGAACUUGGGCCUCCUAAAUCAAAUCCACACACAAUCUAUAAUCCUAAAAAGUAGAACUAAAAAGUGAACAAUGGGAGAAGAAAUGUUCCUAAAUAUUCUUUGGAUAAAAAAGUAUGUCUUUUUAAUCAAUAUAAUAACUACUAUUUAUCAAAUGAUGUUUAAUAAAAUCUAAAUAUUUCAACCUGUGCCCAA